AUGGCACCCAUCCAGUUUGGCGUUAUCAUGAUACCAUUUCAACUCACCGACGUUGCAGGACCCCUCGAUGUCCUAUCCAGCUCCUCGGGUCCUUAUCUAAGGGGAAUGGGCAAUCUCGACCUAGCUGAGCAUGGGAUUGACAUCGAAUUUCACUAUAUCGGCGAGGGAAUGGACCCUGUAAUCCAUUCCGCAGGUUUCAAAUCUCAGCCUACGACCACUCUAUCUGCUUGUCCUAAGCUUGACUAUCUCCUCAUCGGUGGGCCUGAGCCAAAUUAUCUCAAAACGAUCCCGCCAGCGAUAGCAAGCUUUGUGUGCGAACGUGCCGACGAAGUCAAGACCGUAUUCACCACUUGCACCGGUGGAAUCUUUGCGUCCGUGUUGGGUCUCCUGGAUGGCCUGAACGCCACUACGAACCAUGAAGUCAUGCCGCUUGCGAGGGAACUUGCCCCCAAUGUCAAGUGGACGACAGAAAAGAAUUGGGUCGUUGACGGCAAAUUUUGGACUGCUGGUGGUGCAUGCGUUGGCAUGGACAUGAUGGCUCAUUGGGUCAUCGAAAAUUACGGAAGGGAGGUAGCCGAAGCCGGGUUUGCAGCUCUUGCUUACGAGCCGCGUGAUGUGGAUGGAAAGCAGGUUGCCUUAACAAGACAUGUUUCAAAGUGA
Penicillium samsonianum is the source of this 660-nucleotide messenger RNA. Its product is annotated as DJ-1/PfpI family protein. The transcript has a single exon. The record is from RefSeq and is a predicted model, not a curated record. The coding region runs from base 1 to 660 and encodes 219 amino acids. Lineage: Eukaryota; Fungi; Ascomycota; Eurotiomycetes; Eurotiales; Aspergillaceae.